AGUUUCUAUAGCAGACGACUUAUAACUUUUUAUUGUAGGCAAUUUUAUUCAACAAACAAUACAAUCGGGUGAUUCGGGCAGUCCCUACUGUCCUUGUGAUAUUUAUAAGAGAAAAUUAUCUAAUCCCGCUCCAAGUUUGUCUUUUCUGAAACAACUAAAGAGGAUUAUUCCUCGAAGAUUCAGAAAAUGGCAUACAACUAUCCUGGAAUGCCAGCAACGGCGAUGCCACCGAUGGGCAUGGGUCCGAUGGGACCACUUGGGCCAAUGGCAGGUCCACAAGGUUUUAUGGAAAUGGCAGGUCAGGGAUUUCCGCCUCUGCCACCUCCUAUACCACUGCCAGGUAUGAAUGAUAGUCCACUGGAGUUUGCAACGAACAAGAAUCAACCACCAGUGGUUAGGGAAACUUCGGAAGACACAAGUGAUCGUCGUAGUGAAAAAAGCGAUGUUCGUCGAGAUCGUGAGAGUCGUGAUUCGAGAGAUAGUCGUGAUGGUGGUAGAAGAACAAGAAUGGACCGUGGUGAUCGUCGAGAGCGAGAAAGAGAGCGACGUGAGGAGAGAUCAGAUCGUGACAGAAGAGACAGUCGGAGAUUGGAGGACAGGGCUGAGACAAAUUCCACAGGCAGUAACAACGGACAUGGAGGCAGUAGUCAAAAUGGGAACGAAGUUGGUCAAAUCGCCUCAAAUGUAAAUACGAGCGCAGGAGGAACAUCUGGUUUAUCUCAGCAACAGAUUGAAACAGCAACUGGAGUUUGGGGUAUGGGUGUUGGUUAUCCCAUGAUGGGGAUAGGUCCCAUGGGCCCUAUGGGACCCAUGAUGAGUGAAAUGGCUCUUGGCACACACUUAGGACAUGCUCAUGGCUAUGGUCCCAUGGGCAUGAGUAUGAUCCCCCACGAGAGCGCUAUGUUAGGUGCACAGAUAAUUGCCCCUGAACAAAUAAUGUCUGAUACAGCUGCUCAAUUGAUUUCCGGUGGCUUACAACCUCCUGCCACACCUCAACAAGGCACUAAAGAAAUAAUACACCGUAAAAGCUGUACGCUUUUUCCGCCUAAUCCAAAUGCUCCGCCACCUACUACUAGAGAAAGACCACCCGGUUGUAGAACUAUAUUUGUAGGAGGUUUACCCGAAAACAUCACCGAGCCUAUAAUACAGGAGAUUUUCGAACGUUGCGGUGAAAUAACGACCCUACGUUUAUCGAAGAAAAAUUUUUGUCAUAUAAGAUUCGUGCUUGAAGUGAGCGUGGACGCAGCUAUUUAUCUGUCGGGUUAUCGGGUUCGAAUAGGAUCGAAUGGAGAUGCUGCCAAUACCGGUAGACUUCAUGUCGAUUUUGCACAGGCACGUGAUGAUCAGUACGAAUGGGAAUGCAGACAGCGUCAGCUGCAGCGGGAACAACGUCACCGAGAACGAGUGGAAAAAGAACGUCAAAGGCCGCCCUCGAGUCCUCCGCCGGUGAUUCACUAUACAGACCAUGAAGCAGCAAAUAUUUACGAGAAGAUUAAGCAGGAUGAUACCUUCAUGAAAGCUGUACAAGUGGUUGUGACAUGGCUCGAGCGUGGAGAUUGCACGAAGCGAAAUGCCAACACUUUUUACUCGAUGAUUCAAUCGACGAAUUCUCACGUCCGACGUCUGCUAACUGAAAGAGCAUCGUACGAAGAGGAGCUGCAAAGAGCGAAGGAACUCAUGAAAGGAAGAAUGCAAGGACUACUGAUACAAUUCAGUCAGAUCGAACGAGUGUUCACUGCGGCCAGCCACAAGAAGGUUUGGGAUCACUUCACCAAGGCCCAGAGGAAGAACAUCGAAAUGUGGAAGAAACAGUCUUCGGAGAUCAAGGCUAUCCAAUUGGAGGACGGUCUUAUGGAGGGUGAAGGUGAAAUGGAAGUUUCUGAUUCCGAGGAUGAACCACCAAGGAAAAAGUCGCGUUCGCAGAAUGAAAUCAAUGAAGAUAGCGAAAAGCUCCAGGCUCUCAAAGACGAAGCUGACAGUCUCCGUUGCCAGUUGGAAGCUUAUAAGAAUGAGGUUGACUUGCUAAAAUCCGAAACGAAAGCUGAAAUUGACGCGAAGGAAAAACAAACGAAAAUGUUGCAACUUACUUUGAAAGGAAUGCAAGAACAGUUGCUGCAAUCAAGAAAGCAACAAGCCCAGGAUGAUCAAAAGAUCAAGGAUCUCGUUAUCAAAUUGAACUCUGCUAAAGCGGAGGAACCCCAAGAGAGCGAAAUAAUCACUCUUGAUAAAGAUGACGAUGUUAAUGACGAGCCGCGAACCCCAAAGCCGCUUGUUAAUACGAAUGGAAGUGUCCAGGUCACGCAAAAAGAUGCUAAGCUUAUUGGCCUUAUUGCGACUUUCUUACACAUCCAUCCUUUCGGUGCGAGCGUAGACUACGUAUGGUCAUAUUUACAAAAAAUGGAACCUGGCAUAAGGCCAAACGAGGUUGAAGCACUGAUGCAAAGGUUCCCCCAAGUAUUCAAGCAAGAACUUUCCGGAAUCGGUGCUAAUAUGGAAAGACGCUGGCAAUUUUCAGGUUUCAACGUUUACCGAAGUCAUUAAUGUCUAAUUCGUGAUAAUGCAACCAAAGAAUUAAUUGUAAUUGUGAACGAGGCUUUAAUUAUAUAAGAGGAUCGGUGUAAAUCUGAUGGAUUGAGCAAAAAAUGAAAGUUCGUCUAUAGGAAAGGAGCAUGUGAUUUAGAAAAAAAAAGUUUUGAACUUCCCAUCACGAUUACACGACCCAAAUUUUGCCAUAUUUAUUUUUGAAAGUUAAUCGCAUAUCGCUGCGUGCAAUAUCAUAUAAAUUAUUGAAGUUUGAAGUUGAGUGAUUUCUUCAAACGAUAAAAAUCACCUCGUGGAGUGUGCAAAACAAACAUAAAUAUUGUUCUCGAUCUGAAAUUACGAUUUUAUACGCACAAUGGUUAUGUGUAAAAAAAUUAAACUUUUCGCCGGCGCAACUGCUGUUAGUGCUUAGUACAAUGAAAUUGUUGAGCUAUCAUUUUUUUAAAUAUUUAAUCUUGCAAUGUUUGGGAUACGGAGUCCUGUAACGCCCCAGUCAAUACUGUAAGUCGGUGGUCAUACCACCUCACAUUAGUGUAAUUUCUUACCAUUGAUGAAUAAAAUUCAUCAGUAAUAA
This is a messenger RNA of Venturia canescens, 3115 nucleotides long. Its product is annotated as ecto-NOX disulfide-thiol exchanger 2. Gene Ontology annotation, molecular function: oxidoreductase activity; RNA binding. Bases 187 to 2541 code for a protein of 784 amino acids. Gene Ontology annotation, cellular component: external side of plasma membrane; plasma membrane. Lineage: Eukaryota; Metazoa; Arthropoda; Insecta; Hymenoptera; Ichneumonidae. The transcript has 9 exons. Gene Ontology annotation, biological process: ultradian rhythm. The record is from RefSeq and is a predicted model, not a curated record.